Hippocampus comes (tiger tail seahorse) is the source of this 464-nucleotide messenger RNA. RefSeq names its product tectonin beta-propeller repeat-containing protein 2-like. The transcript is spliced from 3 exons. The record is from RefSeq and is a predicted model, not a curated record. Gene Ontology annotation, molecular function: protein binding. NCBI's taxonomy places the organism in Eukaryota, Metazoa, Chordata, Actinopteri, Syngnathiformes, Syngnathidae. Bases 24 to 464 code for a protein of 146 amino acids.
CAAAACAAAAAACAAAACAAUUCAUGCAUUUGCAGGUUCAGCGCGGUUUCCGCUCAGUGGUGGUCUACCUGACAGCGGUGGACAGCAGCCGCGACUUUGUGGCGGUGGGAAGUAGCAUUGGCAUGUUGUACCUCUACUGCCGCCGUCUGGCGCACAUGAACAAAUACAGCCUGGAGGGAAAGUGCGACGCCAUCACCUCCGUGAGGCUGCUGAGCUGCUUUGACGAUCUGGUUGCCGCGGGAACGGCAUCGGGCCGAGUGGCCAUCUUCCAGCUGGUGUCACCGUUGCCGGGUCGCAACAAGCAGCUGCGGCGCUUCGACGUGGUGGGCCUCCACAAAGGCACGGUCACGUCUUUGUCGUGGAGCGCUAACGGCAUGAAGCUUUUCUCCGGGGACGACAAAGGGCGCGUGGUCUUCUCCACUCUGGACCUCGAUCAGGUGAGAACGCCGGGUGGCCCGAGCUAA